AUGUUCUUUAAUGUGCCUGCGAGAGAUAGAUCACCAGGUGCUGGGAAUCAAGAGCAGCGUGCAAAGUACAAUGGGAUUAUCAAGACGUUCAACACCGUGUUAGCAGACCACGUGGCCAAGUUCCAAAGCGAUCAUCCGGAUGCAAAUGUGAUAAGCAUUGAUGCAUUUGCGCUAUUUAACAAGUAUCUUGAUCAAGCCAAGGAGUUAGGUUUCAAGGACAUCUCCAGCUUUUGUCCCAAUUCGACUGCACCCGACUUUAAUACCAAUUACGAGAAAUAUGGAUGUCUUGCCCCUUACGAGUAA
Lichtheimia ornata is the source of this 303-nucleotide messenger RNA. RefSeq lists its product as uncharacterized. The transcript has a single exon. Bases 1 to 303 code for a protein of 100 amino acids. Lineage: Eukaryota; Fungi; Mucoromycota; Mucoromycetes; Mucorales; Lichtheimiaceae. The record is from RefSeq and is a predicted model, not a curated record.